CUGAGCCGAGCCCGGUGCCGAGGGCAGGUAGAUACGCAGGCGGCGCGGCGGCGGCGGCGGCGGCGGCGGCGGCGGCGGCGGACUGAGCCCCGGGGCAGCCCGCUCCCUCCUCCCGGUCUCUCAUUCCCCGCGAUCAGCAUGAAAGCCUUCAGUCCAGUGAGGUCCGUUAGGAAAAACAGCCUUUCGGACCACAGCCUGGGCAUCUCCCGGAGCAAAACCCCGGUGGACGACCCGAUGAGUCUACUGUAUAACAUGAACGACUGCUACUCCAAGCUCAAGGAGCUGGUGCCCAGCAUCCCCCAGAACAAGAAGGUGAGCAAGAUGGAAAUCCUGCAGCACGUCAUCGACUACAUCUUGGACCUGCAGAUCGCCCUGGACUCGCACCCCACUAUUGUCAGCCUGCACCACCAGCGGCCCGGGCAGAGCCAGGCGUCCAGGACGCCGCUCACCACCCUAAACACGGACAUCAGCAUCCUGUCCUUUCAGGCUUCUGAAUUCCCUUCUGAGUUAAUGUCAAAUGACAGCAAAGCGCUCUGUGGCUGAAUAAAUGUCUUUUGCAGGCGCUGACUUUUUGUCUCCUUUGCACAAUAACAACAACAACCCCACAGGCUCUUUUAAGGCGCUGAACUCACUUUUCAACCCUUUCCCAAGGAGGACAAGUCAAAGGGACCUUUUUUUAAAAAUGGAAGGAAAACUAAGAAUGAUCAACUUCCCCAGGGUGUUUUCUGACAUGGACUGUGGUAUUAGUUAUUUAUGAAAAAGACUUUUAAAUGCCCUUUCUGCAGUUGGAAGGUUUUCUUUAUAUACUAUUCCCACCAUGGGGAGCGACAACGUUAAAAUCACAAGGAAUUGCCCAAUUUAAGCAGACUUUGCCUUUUUUCAAAGGUGGAGCGUGACCCAGAGGAUCCAGUAUUCAGUUACUUAAAUGAAGUCUUUCGGUCAGAAAUUACCUUUUUGACGCAAGCCUACUGAAUGCUGUGUAUAUAUUUAUAUAUAAUUAUAUAUAUAUUGAGUGAAACCUUGUGAACUCUUUAAUUAGAGUUUUCUUGUACAGUGGCAGAAAUGUAUAUUUCUGCAUACAAAGUGUAAUGAUGUACUUAUUCAUGCUAAACUUUUUAUAAAAGUUUAGUUGUAAACUUAACCCUUUUAUACAAAAUAAAUCAAGUGUGUUUAUUGAAUGGUGAUUGCCUGCUUUAUUUCAGAGGACCAGUGCUUUGAUUUUUAUUAUGCUAUGUUAUAUAACUGAACCCAAAUAAAUACAAGUUCAAAUUUAUGUAGACUGUAUAAGAUUAUAAUAAACAUGUCUGAAGUCAAUA
Messenger RNA from Balaenoptera musculus (blue whale), 1316 nucleotides. RefSeq names its product inhibitor of DNA binding 2 (gene ID2). The record is from RefSeq and is a predicted model, not a curated record. Gene Ontology annotation, cellular component: nucleus; cytoplasm. NCBI's taxonomy places the organism in Eukaryota, Metazoa, Chordata, Mammalia, Artiodactyla, Balaenopteridae. Bases 139 to 543 code for a protein of 134 amino acids. Gene Ontology annotation, biological process: circadian regulation of gene expression; cell differentiation; negative regulation of transcription by RNA polymerase II. Gene Ontology annotation, molecular function: protein dimerization activity; transcription regulator activity. The transcript is spliced from 3 exons.